CUCAGCCCCGUGUUUCCGCUGCCUGACAAAGCUCUGCUCUUCACCAUCAGAGCUCUCCCCGCCUCCUCUCCCCCGAGCAGCACGCAGAGUUGCCAUCGCUCCAAGCUAUGUGGAAGGGACGGGCCCUGGGCACCUGGGUGCUGCUUGCCAGCCUGGCUGUGGCCAAGCUGGGCGUCCAUGGGGUGAGCAUAAAUGUUAAAGAAGUCAGUGGGAAGGUGUUCCUGCAAUGUGAAAUGAGCAAACAAGAGCAAAAAAAAGAAAUCUUAUGGCAGAAAAAUGGAGAGGAUUUAGCAAACGCAGGGAACACAACGCAGCUGGACUUGGGUGCAAUUUACGAUGAUCCCAGAGGCAUCUAUACGUGUUCGUUACGUGAUGGAGAACAUUCCACUCUCCAGGUGCACUAUCGAAUGUGCCAGAACUGCAUCGAAGUGGAUGCUCCCACCAUCUCGGGGAUUGUGGUCGCAGAUGUUAUUGCCACUGUCUUCCUGGCAAUUGCUGUGUAUUGCAUCACUGGGCAAGAUAAAGGACGCAUAUCGCGAGCUUCUGACAGGCAGAACCUGAUAGCCAACGAUCAGCUCUACCAGCCCCUUGGCGAGCGGAAUGAUGGACAAUACAGCCAACUGGCAACUGCCAAGGCCCGCAGGUGAGGUGGGAAGGCACUGGGGCCAGUGACUCCUUCACACAACGAAGCCAUAGCCAGUGCCAAAGAGCACCAGCACCCUGCCCUGGCGCUGCUUUGUGAACUUGCUGCUGGCAGAAGACAGUGUGGGUUUUUGCCUGGAGAGCCCUGCCAGGAUGGGCUGCUUGUAGCACUCUGCUCUCUCCAUGAUGCGUUGCGUUUCUGUAUUCCUCUCAUUAAAGACGAUCCUAUUCUAUG
Numida meleagris (helmeted guineafowl) is the source of this 877-nucleotide messenger RNA. RefSeq names its product T-cell surface glycoprotein CD3 gamma chain-like. NCBI's taxonomy places the organism in Eukaryota, Metazoa, Chordata, Aves, Galliformes, Numididae. The record is from RefSeq and is a predicted model, not a curated record. Bases 108 to 647 code for a protein of 179 amino acids. Gene Ontology annotation, cellular component: external side of plasma membrane; alpha-beta T cell receptor complex; membrane. Gene Ontology annotation, biological process: positive thymic T cell selection; cell surface receptor signaling pathway. The transcript is spliced from 5 exons. Gene Ontology annotation, molecular function: transmembrane signaling receptor activity.